Molecule: messenger RNA, 758 nt
Organism: Triplophysa rosa
Lineage: Eukaryota; Metazoa; Chordata; Actinopteri; Cypriniformes; Nemacheilidae
Gene: commd3
Product: COMM domain containing 3
Exons: 8
Coding region: 23-601 (192 amino acids)
Biological process (GO): sodium ion transport
Source: RefSeq, a predicted model, not a curated record
GCUCAUGUGACUUAGGCUCAAAAUGGAGUUGUCGGAAUCAGUAACGAAGGGUCUUCAAGCCCUGGCCGACCCAAAUCUUUUCGACCUGAAAUCCUUUACGAUAUUCACGGAGGUCGCUUUCGACAGUCUGGUCUCGUCUGCAGGCGAGACAGUUCUGGGUCACCCAGAAUUGAAGCACGUCGACCAGCCUGCUCUGAAACGCUGCCAUGCUGCGGCAGCGACUUUCAUCCUCGAAGGAGUCAAACAAAAUGCAGAUAAAUCAACAAUUAGCUCGUGCCUUGAAGAUGCCAGGUUCAACAGUGAAAGACUGGAAUUAUUUUAUACCACAUACCAGAAACACAAAAGAUGUUUGGAAUCUUUGUUGUCAAGCAUUGACAGAUGCCCUCCUCAUAUAACUGAUGCUUCAUGGCGCCUUGAGUAUUGUAUAAAGAAUAGCCAUGUACAUAAAGUCAAUCAACCAUCCUACCUGAUUUCCUUAAACACUGAGAGGGAUGGCGCUGCUUCUGAAAUAAAUUUUAGUUGCACCAUGGAGCAACUUCAGGAUUUGGUUGGGAAAAUGAAGGACGCAUCGAAAAGUAUCGAGAGGGCAGCCCAGUCUUGAUUCCUGGGGAUUAAUGUGGGGAAUGUCUUCAUCUCACCGGAUGCCGUUCCGCACAAAUUAUUUUUAGUAUUUUGUUUGUAUUUAGGCAACUAUUAGCAUAUGUGGUGACAUUUGUUAUAGUAUUCACAAUAAAACAUACCACUUUGAUACAAACAAA